AUGGCAAAUCAUAAUAAAUCUGGUGUUAUUGGUAUGCUGGUUCAUGGCAAAAUUGAGAUAACUCAAAAAUCUAUUGAUUCUGAUCAUGUAGAUCGAAAAAAUAUGGAAUAUUUACCAUAUCCUGAUGAUAAUUUUAAUGAAAUUAUUGAUAAUUGUUUUCAACGAGGUGAUAAAUUUACUCUUGAACAUAUACGUCGCCGUACUGGACAAGCAUUUGUUCCUAAUGUUCGAGUUCAUGUUAAAUCAAUUGUAGCUAAACGUACUGAUAAAUGUUCUACAGCAUUUAUUGAUCCAUAUUUAUUUUGUAUAACAGCUCAGCAUGGACUUAAUAAAUGGACUAUUUAUAAACGUUAUCGACAUUUUCAAGAUUUACAUCAAACAUUGAUGAAUUUCGUGAAUGAAGAAAGAAAAAAAUCAAACAAUGAUUUAGAUAUGUAUGUAUGA
Messenger RNA from Rotaria sordida, 444 nucleotides. The record is from the annotation of a GenBank genome assembly. NCBI's taxonomy places the organism in Eukaryota, Metazoa, Rotifera, Eurotatoria, Philodinida, Philodinidae.